Messenger RNA from Triplophysa dalaica, 3820 nucleotides. It is a transcript of the gene mtss1la, whose product is annotated as MTSS I-BAR domain containing 2a. Gene Ontology annotation, cellular component: actin cytoskeleton; cytoplasmic side of plasma membrane. Gene Ontology annotation, biological process: cell projection assembly; plasma membrane organization. Bases 466 to 2895 code for a protein of 809 amino acids. NCBI's taxonomy places the organism in Eukaryota, Metazoa, Chordata, Actinopteri, Cypriniformes, Nemacheilidae. The transcript is spliced from 14 exons. Gene Ontology annotation, molecular function: phospholipid binding; actin binding. The record is from RefSeq and is a predicted model, not a curated record.
UAUCACGUCCGUCUUUCGCUGCAUCACCCCGCUCCUUAUUUCAUCCUAAAAUCGCAUAUUUUACUGGUAGUCUUAAAGCAGGAAUCUCUUGUUUAACUCGUUUUGUGUGUGACACAUACAGAUUGUGAUUAUGAUACACCUUUUUACUCCGUAUCAUUUGGCGUAGCUUAGACUGGGGGGUUGGGAGGGGAGAAUCAGGUCUUUUGACCCCAACCAUCAUCAUUCCCUGGAUAACGGGCACGGAAGCACCCGACAACCUCAAUUGUUAUUUUCUCUUCCGACAUCUGCUGUGUAUUGCUUACAUUCUCGUCCAAGGGAAAAACACCGUCUGGAUUGAGAUGUGAUGGACCACUUUCAUCAUAUUCCUUAAAGAAGACAUCUUUUGAUUUUAAUCGCACCCUUUUUGUAGUUUGGUGCGUCCAUUCAGAGUAGGUUAUAAUAACAAAACAAGGAUUUGGUGACAUAAUGGAGAGUGUUGAGAAGGAGUGCGGAGCUCUGGGUGGAUUAUUUCAGGCGAUCGUCAAUGAUAUGAAGUGUUCAUACCCGGUGUGGGAAGACUACAUUGCAAAGGCCACAAAACUGCACUCCCAGCUAAGGACCACGGUGUUGGCAGCGGCUGCUUUCCUAGAUACCUUUCAGAAGGUGGCAGAUAUGGCAACCAACACAAGAGGGGCUACCAGGGACAUCGGCUCCGCCUUGACCCGGAUGUGCAUGCGGCACCGCAGUAUCGAGGCCAAACUGCGGUACUUCACCAACACUCUUAUGGAAAAAAUGAUCGCCCCGCUCCAAGACAAGAUAGAAGAGUGGAAGAAAACCGCUGCCCUGCUUGAUAAAGACCACGCCAAAGAGUUCAAGCGCUCCAGGCAAGAGAUCAAGAAGAAGUCAUCUGACACGCUAAAGCUGCAGAAGAAAGCCAGAAAAGGUCGGGGAGGGUUACAGCCUCAGCUUGACAGUGCUAUGCAGGAUGUGAGUGACAUGUACUUGCUUAUGGAGGAGACUGAAAAGCAGGCUGUGCGACGAGCCCUCGUUGAAGAAAGGGGGCGCUACUGCACCUUCAUCAACCUUUUUCAACCAGUAGUGAACGCUGAGAUUUCAAUGCUUGGAGAAGCCACUCACCUCCAGGCCAUCAUUGACGACCUCACGGUGUUGACCACUGACCCUCAUAAACUACCGGAGGCCAGUGAACAGGUGAUUGUGGAUCUUAAGGGUUCUGAUUACAACUGGUCGUAUCAAACUCCUCCGUCAUCUCCUAGUAGUAUAGGCUCUAGAAAAAGCAGCCUUUGCAGGUACUUAACUUUCUUUGUUAACUACUCUAAUAAAAAGCAUAUUUCACCAUUUCCAGAUGCAUUAACGUUUGUUUUUCAUGCACUGUCUGCAUUCAUUUGGAGAGCAACACUAAAUUGUUUUCUUUGUCUGACUGGCAGUUUGGUGCAUCUGCCACCCGGUGGCGCCCAUCGCCUGAGCAGCGUUUCCUCUCACGAUUCUGGAUUUGUCUCACAAGAUGCUAAUGCACACUCCAAACCUCCCUCUCCUAUGCCAUCUGACAUCGCUAGCCAGAAGUCCUCCAGUUCUGCAUCCUCUGAGGCUUCAGAAACCUGUCAGUCAGUCAGCGAGUGUGGCUCUCCCACAAUAUUCGGCUCAUCCUUUGCUACCUUUCGCCCAGCUCACUGUUUUAAUGACUCCAUCAGGGCUCACUCUUACAUUCUUCCUGCGUCCCCCUCCUAUAACCAAUCCCCAGGAUCAAACUCCCCUUCACCCAUAUCAAAGGUUCCUCACUGGAAGCAGGACUGGUCCAAGGCAGGUCAGUAUGAGCAGACAGCCCGACAGCGUAGAACUCAGGCUGCAGAGCCCUCUAGUGGUGUUGGCGGGCAUGGAACAAUUCACUCUGAAGGUCCUUACAGGACAAGACUAAGUUCCAAAGACAUUACAGUAAAGCACGGUAAACCAGCAUCAUCUGCCGCAAGUGAGCUGGCAAUGGUUCUGACUCGAGGACUCAGCAUUGAACAGCAGCAGAAGAGCAGCUGCGACUCUCUUCAGUACUCUAGUGGAUACAGCACACAGAACACUACACCAUCAUGUUCAGAGGACACUAUACCAUCACAGGGAUCUGAAUAUGACUGUUAUUCUAUGAACGGGGAUCCUGAGAAUGAUUCACAGACAGACUUUGAUAAGUCCUCCACAGUCCCUCGCCAUAGCAACCUCGCUCAGAACUACCGUCGUAUGAUCCAGGCCAAGAGGCCUGCCAGCACCGCUGGGCUGCAUGGAGGACUGGGUGCCCAGGGAGUUUCCAAAUCCAAUGGAAAAGCAGGAAGCGGUGUCAUAUCCUCAGGAACGGCUACCAUUCGGAGAACCCCAUCAUCUAAGACGAACGUAAGGCGCACACCCUCCAGCGUGGGUCCGAUCCCGAUCCGACCACCUAUUGUACCCGUAAAGACCCCCACUGUCCCCGACUCACCUGGAUUUCCCAGCCCUCCCUCCGAUCACAACGGAAGCGAGGAAAGCAUUUACAAUGACGGUUCGUUGGAGAUUUUGGACUACAAAGGUUCACCGAAGCGAAUGAGUCUGCCCGGCCCAACAUGGGGAACUGGAAGUGGACUGGAUAGAAGUGCCUAUACACACCAACCUGGAGCCGUGGGUUUCAGUUCCGAAGAGGACCAGAUACUCGCUGCCAAUCGGCACAGCCUGGUGGAGAAGAUCGGAGAGCUAGCCGCCAGUGCACAUGCGCUCGGUGAGGGUCAGUUCCCAUUUCCGAUGGAUCCUGAGCCCAUCCAGGGCCAACAACAGGAUCAAGGACACAAGAAGGAGGGAGAAGACUUAUUGAAGACUAUCCGCAGAGGGGUGCGUCUCAGGAAAGCGGCCUGCAAUGACAGAUCAGCUCCGAGGAUCUUGCGGUAGUUCAGUACUGUCUGCUCCUACAUGCUGAUGAAGAGUAAGAAUAUAUGUGACCCUGGACAACAAAACCAUUUUUUUUCGUCUAAUUUGGUCAAUUUUCGAAAUUGAGAUUUUACAUCAUCUGAAAGCUGAAUAAUUAAGCUCUUUUAUUGAUGCAUGAUAGAAUAAGAUCUGAUGGAGAAACAAUUGGAAAAAAAUCUAAAUAUUGAGAAAAUACCCUUUGAAGUUGUUAAUCUGAGGCACAUUAGUGAAAUCAGUGGAUGGCCAUCUACUCACAAAAAUUAAGUUUUUCUAUAUUUACGGUAUGAAAUUUACUAUAAACUUCAUGGGACAUCAUCUUUACUUUAUAUCCUAAUGAUUUUUGACACAAAAGAAAAAUAAAUAAUUUUGGCCCACACAAUGUAUUUUUGGCUUUAACAAAAAAUGAACCCGUGCUACUUUAGACUAGUUUCAGUGGUUCAGGGUCACAUAUGCUCAAAAAAUGAAAAUAUGGUUUAAAACUUAAAAACUGACAUGUUAACAACUUUGUCAGAAAUCAAUGUUACAUGUUGAGUGUAUAUGGACUCAUCUUGACUAUUGUUGUUGUAUGUAUAUUCAAAACUAAUAUCAGUUAUAUUAUGAUGGCCAUUUUAUGACCUUGAUGAGAAUGUAAUGUUUAAAAUGUGUAUUAAUACUGUAUACUAGCUUCACAAGUUGUUCCAUUUUGGAAUUUGUAAUGUUCUUCAUGUUACUUCUAUGUAACUGCUAUUUUAAGAAGCUUCGAGAAAUGUCUCCUCCCACAUGUAAGUGUUGUAAAAAGCCAAAGUCUUGUUCGCAAUUUAAAAGCUGUUUGGAAAAGCACAACAUGGCUUAUACCGCAGCCCAGACUCAGAUGGACCACACAAUCAAACCACUGCACAUUCUGUAAACUGCCAAAUAAAGCACAUCA